Messenger RNA from Myotis brandtii (Brandt's bat), 3225 nucleotides. It is a transcript of the gene ZNF621, whose product is annotated as zinc finger protein 621. Gene Ontology annotation, biological process: regulation of DNA-templated transcription. The transcript has 4 exons. Bases 135 to 1472 code for a protein of 445 amino acids. NCBI's taxonomy places the organism in Eukaryota, Metazoa, Chordata, Mammalia, Chiroptera, Vespertilionidae. The record is from RefSeq and is a predicted model, not a curated record.
GAGAGCCUCCUGUCCGUGCUGCUGCGGGGGGUGCAGACCUGAGCUCCCGCACUCAUGGCUCGUCUUCUCUUAGCUUCUAAGGUUCUUGCUUUUCCACACCCAGAAGACAGUGCCCGAAGCCAGGGACACCAGCCAUGCGCCAAACAACUGGGCCUCAGGAGUCCGUGACCUUUGAGGACGUGGCCGUGUACUUCACCCAGAAUCAAUGGGCCAGCCUGGACCCUGUGCAAAGGGCCCUGUACAGGGACGUGAUGCUGGAGAACUAUGCAAAUGUGGCCGCCCUGGUGGCAUUUCCAGCCCCCAAACCUGAUCUGAUCUCCCAGCUGGAGAGAGGGAGUGCACCCUGGCGCCCCGAUCCUUGGGAAGCAGAGGUUUUGCGAGGCAUCUGUCCAGGUGACGAGUCCUGGAUCAAGGAUGAAGAGCCUGCUGUAAAGCAGGAAGCCUCCGGAGAAACAGAGCGGUUCAGAGUGCCGGGAGGUGGACUCAGAAAUGUUUCUCAGCGCCUUGAAUUUAAAAGCAAGGCCACGUGGCCCACUUUCAGCCUGAAUCCGAAUCUGAUACUUCGAGGGGGAAUGAAGUUCUAUGAGUGCAAAGAAUGUGGGAAAAUCUUCAGGUACAACUCAAGGCUCAUUCGGCAUCAGAUGAGCCACACCAGGGAGAAGCCCUUCAAAUGUAAGGAAUGUAGCAAAGCUUUCAAGUCCAGCUAUGACUGCAUUAUACACGAGAAGAACCACAUUGGGGAAGGGCCCUAUGAAUGCAAGGAGUGUGGCAAAGGUUUGAGUUCCAACACAGCCUUGACUCAGCAUCAGAGGAUCCACACGGGGGAGAAGCCCUACAAGUGCAAGGAGUGCGGCAAGGCCUUCCGCAGGAAUGCAGCCUACCUUCAGCAUCAGCGCUUACACACGGGGGAGAAAAUCUAUAAGUGCAAGGAAUGCUGGAGAGCCUUUGGUUGUAGGUCACUUUUCAUUGUCCACCAGAGAACUCAUACUGGGGAGAAGCCCUACCAGUGUAAGGAGUGUGGCAAGGCGUUCACACAGAAGGUAGCCUCCAUUCAGCACCAGAGGGUGCACACUGGAGAGAGGCCUUAUGAGUGUAAGGUGUGUGGGAAAGCCUUCAGGUGGUACAGCAGUUUUGUUCAGCAUCAGAAAUUGCACCCCGUGGAGAAAAAGCCCGCCCUGGCGAGUCCCCAGUGCCCCUCUUCAGCCUUGUCGCCGGGUCCUCUCCAGAGCCUGUGCUUGGCUCCCGCUGUGGCCACACCCUCGCUGACCUUCCCGCAGGCUGUGCUCCUUCCUACCUCUGGGCCUUUGUUCGUGCUGCUGCCCACAUCUGGAAUGCCUUCGCCACCUGUCCAAAUAGUGCAGGUCUUCCCGGGCCUUGCUCCCACUGUUAAGCCUUCCCCGGUUCAUCUCGCCUCUCGUGAGCUUUAUCUUGCCACGCCCGUGGCGCUCACGCCCAGCAAAUCUCCAACCUAAUUGGAGUUUCAUUUGUAUUUUUUUCCUCACCUGACAUGUGUUUCAGCUGUUUCAGCGCACACUGCAUUGUAAUCUAUAUAUUUAAAGAUUGUGUUUAUAUAGUAUGUUGUCUUUUCUUCGUGGGAUGGAAAUACUUGAUCUUUGCCUUGGCCCCUUUCUGGCUUGAAUAGUAAUGGCUGUAUCUGGGGGUGCUGGUUGGACACUGGGGUGUUAGAGAAGUUUGGGAGAGGGCACAUCCCUGUGUUAGGCCAUUAGAGAGAAGCAACCUGAGAGAAAUGGAGGAGAGUAGAGAAUUGUAGUAAAUUUGCAACAACAGACUUUAGAAAUGAGUGCAGAUUGUUGAGAAUAGUUCGAGAUGGUGUAGUAACGCAGUUGAAGUUGCAUUGUCCUCGGCUCGGAUCAUUGAGGAUCUCAUACAUCUAUGCCAAAGCUCGUGUGAGAUAACCAGUUUGAUUCUCUGCCUUCCCCCAAACCAGUGUCUGUGGUGGAGAGACUGAGAAGCAGGCUGGCAGAGACCUCCAGGGGACAUCAGCAGACCGGAAUCUAAAGUGUUAACUGUUCCCUAGAGACAAAGCUAUUCUAAGAGAAAGUGAUGCUUCCCUAACACUAGUGAGAUUCACCACAGUGGAUGCCACAUUGGUGGGACCAUUAAACAAAUCCACUUAUUCAUUCUCUUAAAAAUAUUGGGUAUCUACUGUGUGCCAGGCACUGUAGGAAAACCAGGGAAAUGAUGGUGGACGUCUUCAACCUCCUGAAUCUUACAGUUAUUUGGGGAAGAAAGUGGGACAGAUACUUUAACAAAUUAUUCAAAUGUGAAGGAAAUGUGUGGGGUGUUGUGCGAGAAUCCAGGAAAAAGGAGAGCCUGAGGGAACAGCAAAGGUCCUGAAGUAGGAAGACACACGGCUCAUCUCAGAUGCUAAAGGAAAUCCAAUCUGGCGGGGGUGAUAAGUGAGGGUGGAGAAAAAUAGUAUAACACAGUCAUUUUACUAGCACAACUCACUCACUCAUUACACAGAGAUUCUUCAAGGUUCACCCUAAAGCAAAUAAAUGUGGCCCAAAUAUUUUACCCAAGCAUUUUAUUUUGAAAUUGUUAAACCUGUAGAAAAGUUGAAAGAAUGGUACAGUGAAUACCUGUAUACCUUCCCUAUAGAUUAAACUGUUAGCAUUGUUUUCACAUUUGCAUUUUCUAUCUUCAUACGUACGUACGUAUAGUUUCCUAACUCAUUCCAAAGUAAGUUGCAGGCAUCAGACACUUUACCCCUGACUUCUUCAGCUGUAUCUCCUGAGAAUUGAAGGCAAUCCUCCCACAUAAUCACAAUAGCACUCUCACAAUGUGGGGGUACCAUCUAAUUUACAGUCCCUUAAAAAUAUCUGAUUUCCUCUGUACCUUUUCUAAAGCUGAUUUUUCCCCCCAAUCCAAGAUCCAAUGAAGGUUUCCCAUGGAUUUGGUUGUUACAUCUCUUCUAGAACAGUCCCCUGAUUAAAAACAAAAUGAUACUGACUUUUUAAAAGUUGCUUUACAUAUACUGAGGUAUAUUUUACACGUAAAUGAUUCACCCGUUUCAGGUAUACAAUUCAAUGAUUUUUUUUUAGUAACAUUAAACAUGACCAUAAAUCAGUUUAACAUUUUCAUCCAGUAAGGUCCCUCCUGCCCAAGCAACCACUAAUCUACUUACUGUCUCCAUAAAUCUUUUUAUGAACAGUUCUUACUUUUUAUUAAAAAAAUUUUUUUAAAUUGAUUUCAGAGAGGAAG